Cajanus cajan (pigeon pea) is the source of this 1080-nucleotide messenger RNA. RefSeq lists its product as uncharacterized. The record is from RefSeq and is a predicted model, not a curated record. NCBI's taxonomy places the organism in Eukaryota, Viridiplantae, Streptophyta, Magnoliopsida, Fabales, Fabaceae.
CUUCGGAUGUGGGUGGCAAUAAUGACAAGAGAUUGUUUUGUUUGUCUAGAAGUUGCAGUCAAUAAAGAAUAGUUUUAGUAUUAUGGCCCUGUUGCCGCUGUAACUGUAACUCCCAACAGGUUACAGGCCCAUCAAAAAAAUAAAAUAGAAAAAAAAAAUGAACUCAGGCACAGGCACAGACUCAGGCUCAGGCAGAGCCGAAGCGGAACGGUUGAUUGCAAUCGGCGAGAAGCUUCUGCAGAGCCGCGAUCUGAACGGCUCACGCGACUUCGCCAUUCUGGCGCAGGAAGCCGAGCCGCUCCUCGAAGCCUCCGACCAGAUCCUGGCCAUCGCCGACGUCCUCCUCGCCGCGGAGACCCCGGUCGGCGGCGACCACCUGGAUUGGUACGGCAUCCUCCAGCUGGAUCGCACGUGCGAAGACCAAGAUCUCAUCCGCAAGAACUACCGAAGGCUCGGCCUCCUCCUCCACCCGGACAAGAACCCUUUCACCCUCGCCGACCACGCCUUCAAGCUCGUCUCCGACGCCUGGGCCGUUUUAUCCGACCCGGCCCAGAAGCCCGCCUACGACCGGGCCAUCGCCGUCCCGGCCCAGCCCGCCACAUUCUGGACCGCCUGCCCCUACUGCUAUUUCCUCUACGAGUAUCCCGCCGCGUGCCAGGGCUGCUGCCUCAGGUGCCAGAAUUGUGAGAGGUCGUUUCAUGGCCUUUCCAUUCCCUCUCUCCCGCCGCUCGUGCCGGGCCAGGAGGCCUAUUAUUGUAACUGGGGCUGCUUGCCCAUGGGCUUUGUUUUUGGUAAAUUGGACCCCAAUGGGCCUGGCCCUAUGGUUGAGAAUGGUCCCGAUGUUGUUGGACCCGUCGCGGUGGAGAAUGGGGUUGGGGUUGCUUCCAGGAAGCCUGGAAGGCCGCGACAGGUGCUUUGAGUUUUGCUUACGGUGGAGGAGGUAGGGUUUUUUUUAGUUAAUUAUUUCUUUCUUUCUUGUACAUGUGCUCUCAUGCUUCAUGUUAUAAAUGUAGAUUAGUGUUGCUCAAUAAUAUCGCUCCUUUCUUUUCAUUAAUGCCAAUGGAGAAUAAUGUUUAUGGA